This is a messenger RNA of Bombyx mandarina (wild silkworm), 878 nucleotides long. RefSeq names its product prostamide/prostaglandin F synthase. Gene Ontology annotation, biological process: prostaglandin biosynthetic process. Gene Ontology annotation, molecular function: prostaglandin F synthase activity. The record is from RefSeq and is a predicted model, not a curated record. Lineage: Eukaryota; Metazoa; Arthropoda; Insecta; Lepidoptera; Bombycidae.
AUAACAUUUCUUUCGCCGUCGGCUGGUUGCUAUUGUCGGUAUUUGAACUAAAAACUUUUUGAUAAAUCACAAAAGCGAACUAAAACUUAAAAUGUCUCCGGAUAUUAAUCAGAUCGGUACGCAAAAAGUGAGAAACGUUUCCAGUGGCGAAGUUUUAGAAUUGAAGAGCUUCUGGGAGCAACAGAAUGUGGCUAUUGUAUUCUUUCGUCGCUGGGGUUGCAUGUUUUGUAGGCUUUGGGCUAAAGAGUUGAGCGAAAUAGCGCCUAUUCUCAAGCAGCACAACAUCAAACUUGUCGGGGUUGGCGUCGAAGAGGCCGGAUCCAAGGAGUUCAGCGAAGGAAAGUUUUUCGAUGGAGAUCUGUACUACGUCGAGAACAUUUCAACUUAUCAACAGUUGGGUUUUAAAAGGUUCAAUGUUUUAACUAUUUUAACUUCGCUGCUAUGGAAGCAAUCGCGUGACGCCAUUUCGAAAGGAAAAGCCAUGGGCUUAAGUGGCGACAUGAAGGGAGAUUGGGUUCAAGUGGGUGGCGCCGCUCUGGUAGAAAAGGGCGGGAACUUGCUCCGCCAUUUUGUGCAAACCGGACCGGCGGAUCAUCUGUCUAAUUUGGAGAUUUUGAAGCAAUUCGGUUUGGAAAAUGAGUACAAAAAAGAUGCGGAGAACGAAAAGAAUUCGAAGAAAAACGAAGACACCACAGAGACAGAGAAAGAGUAAUGUAUGGUGUGCUGCGAAUAACUCUUGCCUAGCGCCGAUACACACGAUAUGGACAGAGCGAAGAUGCAGAACUUGGGUAUAAUAAUAGAGUCGCCACUAUUUUUUAAUUACGAAAAAUGAAAAAAAAAUAUUGUCCGACACUGACAAUAUCCAUGACAAAAAAAAA